AUGAGCUUAGGCGUGUUGCGCGGUAUGUUUGUUAGUGCCGUGACGAUAGCGGUGGCUUGGGCGACCUCCGCAACAGCACGUUACGCUGACUACUCUGGCGCUCGCAUGCCCUUCUACCAUGAAGACUAUCCCAACAGGGACUCCUUACCUCGUGAUGAUUAUCCUGAGCGGUCACCCGAUGCUUCUGUGCCUUUAGAUUAUAAAUAUGAAGAGCCAUCUAGCGGAAUAUAUGAGGGACAAACUGAAAACAGUGUUGGAGAAAACGACGCAUGGCAAAUCGAAAGAAAGAACAACCGACUCAUAGAUGAAGAAGAGGAUUACAAUCAUGAUAUAGAUAAGUAUUCUGAAGAGCGAGAGAUUAAGUCUAAUCACCGUGUAGAAGACACACCGUCCACAAAAGGAAAAAAGUUAAAGAAAGUAGAUAAUAACUUGUCUCAUCAAGGACGUCAACGAUUUACCAACUCUAAAAGUAGAUCACGUUAUUGGGACCAAGUGGAGGAUAACAGAGAUAUUGAAACAAGAAAUAAAAUAGAUAUUAGAAACAAGUUUAGGCCCAGAGUAGAAGUAAGGCGGACGGGAAGAAGAAAACCCCGUGAGAGAGAAGAUGUGACUAGAGAAGCUAUCUUCGAAGCAGACCGAAAUUUUGAGUCGGGUGAAAGCAGUGAGGAUGAGGCUCUUUCACUUCAAGGUGUACGAAGACGGGUGGGUAAUGAAAGAAGAAAAGACGAUAUCAGUUUUAUUCCUCAUCGUGAUUUGGGAUCUAUGGCAAACAAAAACUACCCCAACUACGAAGAAUAUUAUGAUAUGAAGAGAGCCCUUAACAUAAGAAAUAACCUGCUUCCAAAUCCUCGAACUAAAGUAAGUGAAACACCGAUGCCGUUAUCAGUUCGACCUCUUGAGAAUUGGUUCCGUCGAGCCAAUAUCCCAGAUGCGUCAGAUGAACGAGCUACGCUAUCAGAAUCUACAUCAUCGCUUCUGCAAACCACUACCACAUCCGCCGAUACUACAACUCUCUCAACAGUUAUUAGUAGUUUAAAGACAACAGUGCACGUCCAGAAUUCCUCUGAUUUAUCACUGGCAGAAAAAUCAAGACUGUCCAUAUUAAAAAAGGCUCAGAGAAAGGAAAGUAUAGGUGGUAACACCCUGACAACAAAGCCGCCUGUUCUGAUGCAAGUAACAGACCGAUUGCAAACAGUUGUAAUGGUGGAAUCCCCAGGGUCUCAAUUGCAGCGAAUGCAGGCAAGAGAAAUAUCUGAUGACUCGCCUGAUCGUAUUGGCCGCGCCAAACGUCUCAUGCGCCACAAACUUCUAUCCAAUGCUAAGAAUAUUCAUGAAUUAACUAACAACUGGGAUGAACUGGUCUGCGAUUAUAUUGAUGUGUCACUUCUGAACAAAACCGCAAGAUUGUCUUUUCAAUAUGAAAUUAAACUCAAGUAUCUUCAAGUACAACAAGUGUGGCGGAGCGCGAACUGUCGGCGGUUCUGA
Molecule: messenger RNA, 1485 nt
Organism: Pieris macdunnoughi
Lineage: Eukaryota; Metazoa; Arthropoda; Insecta; Lepidoptera; Pieridae
Source: the annotation of a GenBank genome assembly